Apis florea (little honeybee) is the source of this 2034-nucleotide messenger RNA. It is a transcript of the gene APC7, whose product is annotated as anaphase-promoting complex subunit 7. Gene Ontology annotation, cellular component: anaphase-promoting complex. Gene Ontology annotation, biological process: cell division; positive regulation of mitotic metaphase/anaphase transition; protein ubiquitination. Gene Ontology annotation, molecular function: protein binding. The record is from RefSeq and is a predicted model, not a curated record. NCBI's taxonomy places the organism in Eukaryota, Metazoa, Arthropoda, Insecta, Hymenoptera, Apidae.
AUGGCGGUACUUGUACAUUUUGUAUUUAAAUGUCAUUUAACAAGUUGGAUAUUUGUUAAGAAGAAUUUUUGGUAAAAUUUCUAUCUUGUAAUUUAAAAGAAUAUUUUAAAAAAAAUGUCGACUUUGUAUGAUCAGAUAAAACUACUUUAUGAACAAUCUUUAUAUUCAAAUGUUAUUUCACUUGCAAAUUUAAUAUUAUCAUUAAGUGAACAUAAUUCAGAUUUAUUGCCAAUAUAUGGUAAAUUCCAUAUUUAUGUUUAUUAUGCAGAUGCUCACUUUUACUUAGGAAAAUAUAAAAAAGCAGAAGCACUUUAUAAAAAAGCUUUGCAAUUUCGUAAAUGUUUAUUAAAAUCUAAAGGUGCUACAAAACCUUUAGAAGGUCAAAAAGAUUUACCAACUGAUGUUGAUAUAAAAUUUCAAAUUCAUUUAUGCUUAAUAAAAUUAAAAAAUUCUCAAGAAGCACUUCAAGUACUACAAAGUAUUCCUGGUAAACAAAGAACUCCAAAGGUAAAUAUGGCUCUUGCAAAAAUGUUCCAAGAACAAGGAAUGGAACGUUCUGCAAUUACUACUUAUAAGGAAGUUUUAAGAGAAUGUCCAUUAGCCUUAGAAGCUGCUGAAGGUCUUUUAUCUCUUGGAGUAAAAGGAAUCGAAGUAAACUCAUUAAUAGUAGGUUGUGCAUCCAAUCUAUCAAAUUUAGAUUGGUUAAAUACAUGGAUUAAAGCUCAUGCACAUAUACAUAAUAGAGAAUAUACACAUGCAGUAUCAACAUUAAGAUCUCUGGAUAAUGUUAAUCUUUUAAGAGAUAAUUUUAAUUUAUUAACUACAAUGGGAGAGUGCUAUUAUUAUGCUGGAGAUGAUAAAAAUGCUUUACUAUGCUUACGAAGAGCCAGAAUUAUAGAACCAGAUGUUAUGAAAGGGGUUGAUGUUUAUGCUGCAGUAUUGUAUAAAACACACAGUAUUAAGGAACUUGAAAGACUGAUUCCAAUAAUAACAGCAAGCAAUGAAUGUACUGGAGAAAUAUAUGUUGCCAUGGCAUAUUCUCUUUAUGCUUCUAGAAAGCUUGGUAGAGCAAACACAUUGACAGCACAAGCUUUAAAUUUAAAUCCAAAUGAUAUAGAAGCAACAAUUCUUCGAGGAAACAUUCUGAUAGAACAGAAAAAAUAUCAAGGUGCAUUGUUCUUCUUUAGGCAUGCUGUUCAAUUAAAACCAUAUCGUUAUGAACCACAUAAGGGUUUGGUAGAUUGUCUUGUAGGAAUGCAUAGAUUGCGAGAAGCUCUCAAUAUUGCCAGUGGAUCUUGUAAACAACUUGGGCAUACUGCAAGAGUUCUCACGCUUUAUGCAUCUGUACUCAUGAAAGAUCCAGUUUCUGUUGGAAAAGCAAAAAAUCUUUUGGAAAAAGCAUUGCUUCAAGAUGAAAUUUAUUUACCUGCUGUAUAUUUAUUAGCUGAAAUAUAUGAACAAGAAAUGAACUUAGAAGCUGCAAUUGCAUUACUUGAAAGACAAGUAGAAAUACAAACAGCAUGUAAAUUGCAUCAGAUGCUUGGAGAUCUAUGGGCAAGAGUUCAUAAUGAAGAAAAAGCUUUGGAUCAUUAUGCAAUUGCUUUAAAUCUAGAUCCAAGCAAUAGAAGAGCAUUGGAAGGCAUGCACAGAUUAGAUAACUCUUCGAAUAAACUAGAUUCAACUUAUUAUAUGACUGUGGGAGAAGAACAAACAGAUACAACCUAUGAUGUUGGUGAUGGUUUGCCAGAUACUGAUAAUGAUGAAGCACCUGAUGAAAGUGAAACUGAAGCUGUGUGGUCAGAUAUGGAUCUUGAAGCAAAUAGUCAAUAACAAAAAAAAUUAUUAUUAUAUUAAAUAAGUUCAAUAUAAUUAAGAACUGCAAUUAGUUUUUUUUGUGUAUAUUGAAGUUUUGUUUCUUUUAUUUAUCUGUAAAUGUCCGAAUUUUUGAAAUCUGAUAUCUUUUCAAUAAUUAGAAAUAUGAAAAAAUAUUAUUUUCAUUAUAAGAAUUUUAUAUAUAAAAAAUAUCCAAAAUUU